ACCCAGCAUACUGAAAUACGCGUUUUCAAACAGAGUACAAAUAGAAUAUCCACAGUAUAAGUAAAAGAUAUUAUAUUACCUUAGUGGACUCUUGAUAAAUGGAAAGUUGUGAAUUUCACAGUCAUAGUGCGUACACUCAAUUAUCUAUAUCUAACUAUUUAGAGUCCGAUAUUAGAGGCUCCAGAAAUAUGUCGACGCCCUGGGGAAAGGUACAGACGGCACCUGUCAUGCCGUGCUCACUACAAGACGUGAUGAGUGAACAGCUUGCUCAUGAUCUCCAUCAAAAAGAAGAGGAAGAAAGUCUUAAAGUCAAGGAGGCACGGACGUUUCAAGAAGUAUUAGCAGCUGCAGGAGAAAAUACAGAGGCAUCAGAUGAUUGGCUUCUAGCCCAGAUGUUGCAACAGGAGUUUGACCGAGAACAUGACCAAACAUUGAAAAUUGAGGAAAAGAAAUUCAAUGGCAAUAAUAAAGUGUCAGUCUCUUUUGAAAACUAUAGAGCAUUACACCCAGCAUACAAAGAUGAGGAAGAGGAUGAAAUCGAUCCAGAUGAAAUAGAGAGCGGGAAGAGUAGAUGGGAUAGUCCAAAUCCUAAAUUCAACAAAUAUGGAGUUUCUGGCAAAGGUAAAAAUAUAACCACCAAACAUGACGCAGAAAUAUGUGGCAGGAAAAAUGCAUCAAAGUUGAUGGAUUUACCUCCAGAAUUUCGAUCUGGUGAUGGAGAAGGGAUAGAUAUGAAGCUCUCUAACAAAGUCUACAACAAACUAAAGAUGCACUCUUUAGCUGAAAACAAGAGAAGUCAAAGAGUACAUGAAAAAAAGGAAUUUUCCACAGCUGAACAUGUGAUAGAUCCUCGCACUAAGCUUCUGCUAUACAAGAUGGUGAAUAAUGGUACACUGGAAUCUGUGGGAGGCAGCAUCAGCUCUGGGAAGGAGUCAGUAGUGUAUCAUGCAUACGGAGGAAGCAAAGAGGGAGUUUUGCUCUCAUCUGAGUGUGCGGUGAAGAUCUACAAGACAACACUUAACGAAUUCAAAAACAGAGGAGCCUAUGUUGAUGGGGAUCAUAGGUUUUCCCGGGAUGACUUCAAGAAAAACAAUCCUAGGAAAGUGAUCAGAAUCUGGGGAGAAAAGGAAACUGCUAACCUUAACAGGAUGAAGAAAUUUGGAAUUCCUUGUCCAGCUGUACAAGUCCUAAACAAGCAUAUCUUAGUGAUGAGUUUUAUUGGAAAAGAUCAGUGUCCCGCUCCUAAACUAAAAGAUGCAAAACUCUCUGUGGAAGAUUUAGAGGAUGCAUAUGAUCAAGUCAUAGGGAUCAUGGAUACAAUGCAGAAUAAAUGCGCCCUGGUUCAUAGUGACUUGAGUGAAUACAAUUUGCUGUGGUAUGGUGGUAAGGUUUGGGUCAUUGAUGUGAGUCAGGCUGUGGAAUUAACCCACCCCAAAGCUAUGGAGUUCUUGUUCAGAGACUGCAAAAAUGUGUGCAAGUUCUUCAUGAAGGCAGGAGUACAUGAUGUUAAAGAACCAGAGGAAUUGUUUAAUCAUAUCACAGGACUGAAUAUAAAAGGAGAAGGGGCCGAAUUUGCAGCCCAGGUACAAAGAUACGACAAAGAGAGAAGUGCAGAAUUACUGGCCCAUCAGAUUUCAACGAAAGAAUAUGCCUUUGAUUACUACUUUGAAAAGUCCCACCAGGACCGUUUAGAAGAGGCUGAGUUGGAGGACAGAAAUGAUCCGUUUGAGUAUUUUCAUGAGAAAUCUUUACAGGAUAAAGCAGACGAAGAGGAGGCAGGGUCCUCAGAGGAUGAAUCAGAUGAGGAUGUUGAGGAAGAAUUGGAGGAAUUUGGGAAUGCAGAUGAGGAAAAAAUAGAAAAAUUAAAACUUGGAUAGUGUUUGAUUUGGGGAAGAUGUGGGAGUUAAAAUACAUGUAUUGUCAUAUGUUGUUAUACCCCCUGCAAACAAAGUUUGGGGAUGGGGUAUAUAGAAAUAACUUUGGUCCGUCUGUUCAUCUGUCCAUCUAGUCAAGAAGUGUGAAAAGCUCUUCUGUGAUUACCUGCUGAAAUCAUACUGAAAUCAUUUGUCCAUUCAUUGACCAUUUGUCUUUGUAUCUUUAAUACCAGUAGACAGAUCUAAUGAAAACUGUAUUUAUUUUAUAUGAAUAAUGAAGUUAUGCACCUACGAUUUUGUUUUCUCUUAUUUAACAUUCAAGGAAGAUAUGGAUGUUUUUUCAUUUUGCCGGUGGGGGGAGGGGGAUUUGUCUUGUUAGGACAGUUUUAGUUUAACUUUUUCCAAUGUUUAUAUGGAACAAGGAUUUGGGGGUCAAAAGUCAGGUCAACAGGACACAGAUAAAAGAAAAGUUUCAGGGCCCUAUUAGCUCAUUCUACUUUUUACAUAAUGUAUUGCAACGCCAUACACGGACUUCUGAUGUAUGGCAAAAGACCCCUAUUGAUUUUGAUUACAAAAAAAAACACACCAAAAACAGGAAGAUCUACUCAAUUAUGAUGUCAUAGUUGAUGUCAUAGAGAUUCUGUUAAAUAAUGAUCUGCAGUUUCCUACUUCUCAGACUCUAUGAUGACAUCCUUUCUGUGAACUUUUUGAUAAUAUUCAAUAAUUGUAGCAGAUGAAACGACAAUUGAUUAUGAAAAUAUCAGUGGCAAAGCAAAGUAUUUACCAUAUUGGAUUUGGUAUUUACCCUGGUUAUACUAUUUGUUUUUCCUUUUACAACAAUAAUAUCUGUAUACUAAUAAAUGGCAGCCCAGUCAGAUCUGAAUGGCUGUCUUCUACAUGUGGUGCAAUGUUUUGGACCUUGAUAUUUUCUGAGAGCAGAGUGAUUCUGCUAUACGAGUCCUAUGGAUGUAGUAAAUUAAUUCAAUUAUUAUUCAAUGAUUCUGUUUUCUAAUAAUGAAAUUAAAUUGGAAGAGCAUGCCUGUUGAAUUCAUUAAAUCAUUUAAUUUGAAGAUGCCUCUAUGAAUGGAGUUUGACGUGUUCUUACCUGAUGAAUAUUUCGGUCAAGAAUUUAAUUCAAACAUUUGUAUACCAUAGGUAAUCAUGUUACUGGUAACAAUGAACCAUAAAUUACAUAUAAUGUUAAAUUCAUCUUAGAUUGUGCAAAAACAAGAUUAUAGGUUCAAGUUUGAUGUAGUCACCACUUUAUAUUCAUAUAAUGUAGCAUCAGUCGGGGAUUGUGAAGAUGUUUAUUUUUUGUCUCUGUAUAACUAAGGGAGACAUAUAAGAUUUUCUAUUUUUUUUUCUGUCCGGCAGCUUCUUAAUAAAAUCCUGAAAUAAUUUGA
This is a messenger RNA of Ostrea edulis (European flat oyster), 3277 nucleotides long. Its product is annotated as serine/threonine-protein kinase RIO3-like. The record is from RefSeq and is a predicted model, not a curated record. Gene Ontology annotation, biological process: maturation of SSU-rRNA; protein phosphorylation. Gene Ontology annotation, cellular component: cytosol; preribosome, small subunit precursor. Bases 99 to 1877 code for a protein of 592 amino acids. The transcript has 10 exons. NCBI's taxonomy places the organism in Eukaryota, Metazoa, Mollusca, Bivalvia, Ostreida, Ostreidae. Gene Ontology annotation, molecular function: protein serine/threonine kinase activity; ATP binding.